AUGCGCAACACUAUCCUUGCCUCGCUCUUCCUGGCCUCGGCCACCCUCACAUCCGCCAGCCGUCUCAAGUGCCUCCAACACCCGCAGCCAGGAACUCUCCAUCGCCGCGUCAUGCGGCCUCCGAGGGUUCGCUCAACUACUGCUUCUCGCACCUGCCGGCCGCCCACACACCAGAAGACCUUACCUUCAACCUCGAGCAGUGCUUCGUCAACGCAGGGAUGCACGUCGGCCGAGUCCCAGAUUGAAGCCCUCCGGGUGCUCGGAGCCAAUGGCGACAACCCCAACUCCGACCUCCGCCGCGGCCGGCGCCAGUUCUCCUCGGAGAACAGCAACGGCGACGCCUCCCCCUUCGCAGCCGGUGCUAAGGAACCCCUCGGCGCGCGCGACCCGAUCGCCGCCGGCGUCACCGCGGCCAUGUACCUCCCGCGGCACACGGGCCUAGCCGCCAUCGUCGGCCGGCAAGACCAAGCCACGGCGGUGACCAACGAACGCCCCAGCUCCCCAUCCCCCUGCUUCACCGACAGCUCCACCGAAAUCACCACCCUGCCCCACCCAAACCACGGGCGCCGAGUCCGGCAAGAAGCUCUCCUGCUUCCCCACGCCUCAUUGACCACGCCCAACCCUCCGGCGUCGACGGCAUCAUCAUCGCGGCGGUCUUUCGCGGGCGCCAUCGUCGUCGCCAUCGGCUCCAUCUGCUUCCUGUGCUGCCGCGAGCGCAGCGAGCACCGCCGCACCGAGCGCGCCGCCGAGGCCGCCCGCAUCGCCAAGGAGGCCAAGACCCAGGCCACCGUCGCCGCCAAGCGCGCCGGCACGUCCGUCACCGGCGGCGUGUCCGGCCCGGCCGUCGAGGGCCAGCCGCUGAUGUAUCAGGGUGGUGGUGGUGGUCCCGGCCCGUCGUCCCCUGGCCCGCAGCAGCAGCAUUUCCCGCAGCAGGGUGGGUAUACCGCGGGGAACCCGUUUACUGAUGCUGGCAAUGAUGGGCACCCCAUGCGCUGA
This is a messenger RNA of Chaetomium globosum CBS 148.51, 996 nucleotides long. RefSeq lists its product as uncharacterized. The record is from RefSeq and is a predicted model, not a curated record. Lineage: Eukaryota; Fungi; Ascomycota; Sordariomycetes; Sordariales; Chaetomiaceae. Bases 1 to 996 code for a protein of 331 amino acids. The transcript is spliced from 2 exons.